AGCUUGCGGCGAGCGAGCUCGAGACAGCUACGGCAACGGCGGCGGCAGCGUCGGCGGCGAAUGUACGGCCUGCGGCUACGCAGGUCAUCAGGCAUCGAGCUGCCGUUUUGUGCGUUAUAAGUGCAAAAAGUGUGGCGUUCAAGGACAUCUAAAGCGAAUGUGUAAACAAACUUUUAAUAAGCAACACUAUGUCGAGUGCUGUGGGGAUGCUGGUGAUGACGUGUUCGCAGAUUGACAGUUAUCGUGGCAACCGUAAAGUUACGUUUAGUGUGGGUGACCAAGUUCUGGUAAAACUUUAUAGUCAACAAAAACAAUAUUGGUCACGUGGUGUGAUUAUUAAAAGUGUAGGAAAAACUGUAUAUUUAGUCCAACUAACUGAAUCGGGUCAAAUUAUCAAAAGACACGCCAACCAGUUGCUCAAAUAUAGAGGGAGAGAAGAUAAGUCAUGUGAAAAGAUCGUUCCCGCAUUCAUACUGCCAACACAUCCGACUAGCACCGACCAGCUGCAGCCCGAAGUUUCUGCUGAGGAGUCAGCAGCACAACCAGAGACGACCUCAGGACUUGUUCACGGUGACAUCUCCACGGAAGAGGAAGCAACCUUGGCAACUCCCUCUAUAGAACCCGAGCCAGACCCGCGCUCGAAACGAAAUAGGCCUGUUGUAGAUUAUAAGAAGUUCUUCUAAAUAGAGGUGGAGGGAUGUUAUGUGGGUACCUACAUAUAUCUUUUAAGAACAAUUAUAGGGUAGACCACGGACACCGUGUGAUUUAAUGACUGCUGCGUCAGUCGAAUAAACGAGUUUGUACGUA
Trichoplusia ni (cabbage looper) is the source of this 807-nucleotide messenger RNA. RefSeq lists its product as uncharacterized. The record is from RefSeq and is a predicted model, not a curated record. The transcript is spliced from 2 exons. NCBI's taxonomy places the organism in Eukaryota, Metazoa, Arthropoda, Insecta, Lepidoptera, Noctuidae. Bases 189 to 683 code for a protein of 164 amino acids.